AUGCCUUUUCUUCAUCUUUUUCUGCACACAUUGUUGUUACUAAUACCUGCUUUUUAUUUUCUUUACCAUGUAAUCCACUUUCCCUUUGUAACAUUAAAUCAGGAAUGCUACGCAGUCGCUCGACAGUUCAACUUGAUCCCUCCAAUCGCUGAACAAGCAGAAUACAAUAUGUUUCAUCGCGAUAAAGUUGAGCUUCACAUGCCCGAAAUUUACCAAAAAAUUGGUGUUGGGACAACAAUUUGGUCCCCGUUGGCAUCAGGAAUCCUCACAGGCAAGUAUGACGAUGGAGUUCCAAUUUAUUCACGAGCAGCUCUCAAGAAUUAUGGCUGGUUGAAAGACAAGAUUCUUAGUGAAGAAGGUCGAAAACAACAAGCCCGGUUAAGAGAAGUAGCAGUAGUUGCAGAUAAACUGGGAUGUUCCCUGGCACAACUUGCUAUUGCAUGGUGUCUGCGAAAUGAGACAGUUCACUGUGUACUGCUUGGGGCUACAUCUGUUGACCAAUUGUAUGAAAACAUUCAGGCAAUACAGUAUGUACCCAAAUUGACACCAACAUUGAUGAAUGAGCUGGAUAAACUGUUGGGCAACAAGCCCCUUUCAAGAAAGGACCAUCCACCCAGGUGA
Molecule: messenger RNA, 621 nt
Organism: Acanthosepion pharaonis
Lineage: Eukaryota; Metazoa; Mollusca; Cephalopoda; Sepiida; Sepiidae
Source: the annotation of a GenBank genome assembly